AUUCAGGCGGCCAGGGCACUGAUUGGCUGUGCGCAGUUUUCGUUUCCGCAUACUAGUCAGGCUGGGUGCCAGGACAGGAUCUGCCGCUCAGGAAGGAAAAGGAGGGAGAUCCUUACUCUUGCCUGGACAGAGUGGCUGGGGAUGGGGGAAGUGAAAGUGUCCGCCUGCAUAAAUAGGCAGCAGACCAGUCCCAGCCCACACACAGACCCCCAACUUGGAGCUGAACCUCUCCCACAGCUCGGGUCUCAUCCUCACCCUCGACCACAGUCAUGGCUCAGUCGCUGGCUCUGAGCCUCCUUGUCCUGGUCCUGGCCUUCUGCAUCCCCUGGACCCAAGGCAGUGAUGGAGGGGCACAGGACUGUUGCCUCAGGUACAGCCAGAGGAAGAUUCCCCUCAAGGCUGUCCGCAGCUACCGGAAGCAGGAGCCAAGCUUGGGCUGCGCCAUCCCGGCUGUCGUGUUCUCACCUCGGAAGCGCUCUCAGCCAGAGCUGUGUGCCGACCCUAAGGAGGCCUGGGUGCAGCAGCUGAUGCAGCGUCUGGACAAGCCACCAGCCCGACAGAAACCAGUCCAGGACUGCAAGAAGGAUAAGGGGGGCUCCAAGUCUGGCAAGAAGGGAAAGGGCACCAAAGGCUGUAAGAGGACUGAGACUCCGAAAGGACCAUAGCCCAGUGCCCAGCCUGGAGCCCAGGAGCCCACACCACCUUACCAGGGCUUUGAGCCCCAAUCCAAGGGGCAAGAAGCGGGCCGGAAGAAAGGAAGGACUCGGCCACAGAACAGCCAGCUGGUGCAGACCUCCCUCACCCCUUCUCCUGCACCACCCUCCCCUUCUGUAUUCCCUGCCCUACCCUGCAUGGCUGAGCGGCCCACACCGGGCCAGGCCCAGAGAGGCAGAGGAGGGAGAGUCUCCCAGGAAGUGUGAGAGGAGGCAGCAGGACUGUCCCCUCAGAGGAAAGGUCACCCAGGAUACUGGACCUGACCCUGCUCCCCACUGCAACCCACCCCUUCCUUAUAAAUGCAAUCUGUACCUUACUGAACAAAGAGCUGUUCCGGCCUCCUACCCGA
Messenger RNA from Equus caballus (horse), 1063 nucleotides. RefSeq names its product C-C motif chemokine 21. Gene Ontology annotation, cellular component: extracellular region. Gene Ontology annotation, biological process: immune response. Gene Ontology annotation, molecular function: chemokine activity. NCBI's taxonomy places the organism in Eukaryota, Metazoa, Chordata, Mammalia, Perissodactyla, Equidae. The record is from RefSeq and is a predicted model, not a curated record.